AUUAUCUCGAAACUCCUCAUUAUGGCCAAGCUGGAACUUGUCGCUGAACUCACAGGUCAUUCUGACCGAGUCUGGUCGAUUGCGUGGCAUCCCACUCUUCCCCUGCUUGCUACAUGCUCGGGGGACAAAUCAGUUCGGAUAUGGAAGCGCGAUGCGGGAAACGGGAGCUGGGGCUGUGUAUCGGUUCUUGACGAUGCUCACAAGCGGACGAUUCGGUCGUGUGCAUUUUCACCUGAUGGGCGCCUGUUAGCAACUGCGAGCUUUGAUGCAAGUACAGCGGUAUGGGAGAGGGAUGGAGACAGUGGUGAGUGGGAAUGUUUAGCGACCCUCGAAGGUCAUGAGAACGAGGUCAAAAGUGUGUCGUGGUCUGCGUCCGGUGCACUGCUUGCGACAUGUAGCAGGGACAAGAGUGUCUGGAUUUGGGAAGUUGUGGGUGAAAGUGAUUUUGAAUGCUUGAGUGUUCUCCAAGAACACGAACAGGAUGUCAAGAUGGUCCAGUGGCAUCCAACCGAGGAGCUUCUUGCCAGUGCCUCUUACGACGAUUCGAUCAAAAUCUGGCGAGAGGACGAUGAUGACUGGUAUUGCUCGGAUACCCUUACGGGACACACCGCGACAGUAUGGGGCAUAGACUUUAAUGAAACCGGAGAUAUGCUGGCCUCCGUGAGCGACGACCGAACGCUAAGGUUCUGGCGACCAGACACGUCUCAUAGCAACGCUGCAUCACUUGGAUAUCGCCAGGAUCCAAGAUGGAAAUGUGUUCAUACAAUACAGGAUCUUCACGAGCGAACGAUAUAUGCUGUGUCGUGGUCCAAAGUCAACGGGCGUAUUGCGACUGCAGGCGCUGACAAUUGCGUCAAAGUUAUUGAAAAGGAAGCAAUGACCGACGAAAACGCGCCAAAGUUUGAAACGAUAGUGUCAUUGACAAAUGCUCACGGACAGAGUGACGUGAACUCUGUGCGAUGGUGUCCGUUGAACGAAUUUGGGGAUCUCUUGGCCACGGCUGGGGAUGAUUGUGUGGUCCGGCUGUGGCGAUAUGUGAAUACUUAAUCUGAUGUUACAUGUAUUUAGUGUAGAGGUGACAGAAACUGGCACUAGCUACUACACCAGGGAAUAAACCAGCGACAACUGGUUCGGAAAAGCCGAGUAAUUCCCUCCUUACAACCAACCAACUACCACUAGGCCCAAUUACACAUGCAAUACAUUACGGUUGUUUCUAACCGGGUAACUAAGCCCAC
Spizellomyces punctatus DAOM BR117 is the source of this 1235-nucleotide messenger RNA. RefSeq lists its product as uncharacterized. Lineage: Eukaryota; Fungi; Chytridiomycota; Chytridiomycetes; Spizellomycetales; Spizellomycetaceae. The record is from RefSeq and is a predicted model, not a curated record. Gene Ontology annotation, molecular function: protein binding. Gene Ontology annotation, cellular component: cytosolic [4Fe-4S] assembly targeting complex. The transcript has 7 exons. The coding region runs from base 22 to 1047 and encodes 341 amino acids. Gene Ontology annotation, biological process: iron-sulfur cluster assembly.